Colletotrichum scovillei is the source of this 2064-nucleotide messenger RNA. RefSeq lists its product as uncharacterized. Bases 52 to 1836 code for a protein of 594 amino acids. The record is from RefSeq and is a predicted model, not a curated record. NCBI's taxonomy places the organism in Eukaryota, Fungi, Ascomycota, Sordariomycetes, Glomerellales, Glomerellaceae. The transcript has a single exon.
GCCCCAAUCACCUCAAUUUACACGCCAGGACACUCCGUCGGUCCAGCGAAAAUGCGCUCCGACUCAACAUUUCUCUCCAUGCCACGCGAGGUCCGCGACCUGGUCUAUCAGCACUACGUCGUCGUUGACGGAGGAUACGUCUCUGCAUCCGAUGGCCUCCGUGGUGGCAGGCUCAAGAGGGCCGACGGGCGGCCAAUCGAUCUGAACCUGAUGUACGCCUGUCGACUCGUCGCCGACGAGAUGCGCCACCUAGCCUUGCGGAGCAACACCAUCACGUUCUUCACUAUUACGUCGGAGAAGGGGGCACCCUCGUCAAUCACGUCUGAUGGAGGCUUACGCAUGCGUGCUGCUCGCUUUGACGGCCUUGUCGGGCGUAGCCUAGAUAGUCGCAGGCAACUCCUGUUCCACUUUGUUGGGGGCUUCCUUCUGCAUCAGAAAUGCACCGAACUCGGGGCGCCAUCAGGGCCGCUGGACGACAACGAUUACGACGGCGACAACGACCUUGACGAACCGUCCGUCUCCAGACACUUCAACAAACGCUCUGCCGCAUCUGCACGCCCCACGGCUCAAGCAUUGCUCGCCGAGCUAGCUGAGAAGCACCCUCGCUUCCGACCAGUCCUGGAUCGGAUUCAACGGCACGACCGGUUGGCACGGGAUAUGUUGUACGAUCGUCACGGGCCCUACGGCGAGGCGCCCUCAUCGUACCGCGAGCUUUGCCGCGACCUCCUCCAAGUCGCGUCUCGUCUGAAUCCAGAGGACUCUCUUCAUCUCAUCUGGUGCCGCCGCAUGGGCAUCUCCGAGAAUCGCAUACCGGGCGGGGAGCUCCGCUCGAACCGCAUCAUGCGCUGCUCGGUCAGGGAGUGGGAUAUCCCCACGGCGGCCGACCUGAAGGAGCUAUCGUCGUGGAUCACCGAGGAGAAGCGCCUGCUCUCAUCCAUCCGCCACGGAUCCGACGGCUCGGUCUACCGCUUCUCGGCCGCCGCGUCGGCCAUCCGCUAUCUCAAGUCCAUCCCCGCCGACAUGCGCGCGCAGCUCCGCAAGAUUGUCCUCGUGGAAGACUACCGCUCCGUCGCGCAUCCGGAGAGCCACGCCCGAGGCCUGAUCCCGUUUUGCCGGGAGAACCCCCUCCUGCGGGUCGAACGUCGCGUGAACCUGUGGCGGAACCUCUUCCAGGUCGACAAGAGGUGGCACACGCCCCACCAGCAGUGCGAGCACCAGAACCGUGCCGCCACGCGGGCGCUCCGGUCGCGGGACAUCACGUCCACCGUCGCGCUCUGGGUCACGGAGGCAUUGGCUCUCGGGCCAGCGGGCAUGCCCGCGGCGUCCUUCUCCCUGGUCCUGGACGGCGACCCGGCGCCGCAGCUGUGCGCGCGCAUCUUCCAGACCGUCGUGCAGCGCGACGCCGCGUGGCAGCGGGCGUGGACCGAGUCCAUGGACCGGGGCCUCGUGCUCGUCCACCCGGUGCUGGACUGGUUCGAGAGGCGGGGCGAGGACGCGGCCAGGGCGGGCGUGCAUCCCGUCUCCGGGGUGUACGAGUCGUACCUGGGGUAUUUUUACGAGGGCUUCCCCGAGGCGAUGAGGGAUAUCGCGCGCGGCGGCGGCGGCGGCGGGUCCGUGGUGCGGUGUAAUUUUGACGCUGGCGAGCCGUGGGACGCUGAGAAGGUCGUGCGCGCCAAUAAGAUGUGGACGCCGGCGCAGUGGAACGAGGGGUGGCUGCAGCACGAGCAGCUGUCUUGGGAGACGGAGGCACCGUUGCCGGAGUGGCCGGCGUUGCUGAUGGAGAAUAUGAUUGACUCCUUUGCUGGGCGAAAGAAGAAGAGCUGGAGGGGCCGUUGAUGAGGCGGUCCGUUCCGGCGUCUCUCCAGGUGACGGGGGCGGUGGCGGGGUUGCAUUCUUCUGCUGAACGAUGAAGGUAUAUCUUGGGACCUUGAGUCUAUCUAUAUUCGUCUGGGAUCUAAGGAUGCUACGCCGCGGCUCAGCGUACAACACGCGGUCUGGAUAUCAUUGUUGGCAAGACAUCUCAGAGAUGGUACAGCGUUUACCUGCUACAUAUCUAUAUCCCCC